Molecule: messenger RNA, 1422 nt
Organism: Gastrolobium bilobum
Lineage: Eukaryota; Viridiplantae; Streptophyta; Magnoliopsida; Fabales; Fabaceae
Product: TPR repeat-containing thioredoxin TDX
Exons: 10
Coding region: 79-1200 (373 amino acids)
Molecular function (GO): protein dimerization activity; Hsp70 protein binding
Source: RefSeq, a predicted model, not a curated record
AAAGGUGGAUUUGUUAACAGAGAUCGAACCCUAAAUAGUAGUUGUAGAAGUACUGUUUUCUUCUCAGUUCUCCUCACAAUGGAUGCGGGCAAAGUAGCAGAGCUAAAGCAAUUUAUAGAGAAAUGCAAGUCCGAUCCUUCCCUUCUCCAUAACCCAUCUCUUUCCUUCUUCAAGUCUUAUCUUCUCAGCCUAGGUGCUCGCAUCCCUUCCCAACCCAAAACGGAACCUGUUGAUUUUGAUAAUUACGUGUCAGAUCCUGCACAAGAUGAAGAUGACAUUAUGGAAUCUGAUAUAGAGUUGGAUAAUAGUGAUGUUGUUGAACCUGAUAAUGACCCUCCUCAAAAGAUGGGAAAUCCUUCUGCUCAAGUAACUGAAGACCAGAGGGAUGCUUCACAACUAGCAAAAUCAGCAGCAGUCGAUGCUAUAUCACAAGGUAAGUUGGAUCAAGCACUGGACCAACUGACCGAAGCCAUCUUGUUGAAUCCGCUUUCAGCCAUACUUUAUGCUACUAGAGCUAGUGUCUUUAUGAAAUUGAAGAAACCAAAUGCUGCUAUCCGUGAUGCUGACACUGCCCUGAAGAUUAAUCCAGACUCGGCUAAAGGAUACAAAAUAAGAGGAAUGUCGAGGGCUAUGUUGGGACACUGGGAACAAGCAGCAAGUGAUCUUCAUGAGGCUUCAAAGUUAGAUUAUGAUGAAGAGAUUGUUAUGGCACUUAAAAAGGUUGAACCUAAUGCCCGCAAAAUUGAGGAGCAUAGGAGAAAAUAUGAACGAUUACGAAAGCAAAAGGAGCAACAAAGAGCUCAACUCAAGAAGCAAGUAAAAGCUGAAGCCCAAGAUCAAGAUGCAUUGUCUGCUUUAAAAGAUGGGCAAGUCAUUGGUAUUCACUCUGCUGGUGAAUUGGAAACAAAGUUGAGUGCUGCAUCAAAGACAUCUCGCCUCACCAUCCUGUAUUUUACUGCAACAUGGUGUGGUCCUUGUCGCUUCAUUUCGCCUCUCUAUACAAGCUUGGCUGAGAAGUACCCAAAAGUGGUUUUUUUGAAAGUUGACAUAGAUGAAGCAAGGGAUGUUGCUGCACGUUGGAAUAUUAGCAGUGUUCCUACGUUUUUCUUUGUUAAAAAUGGCAAAGAGGUUGACAGUGUGGUUGGGGCAGACAAAAGUGCACUUGAAAGGAAGAUUGCGCAACAUGCCGGCUCUCUUUAAGUGAAUACCUAAUAAGAACCCUGAUACUAUAGUAUUUCCUUGCUGUUUCUUCUGUUAUAUAAAGACAAAUAUUAAUCGACAGUUUCUAUGUGUUAUGGCUUGAUGUUUCUCUGUCCGCUUGCGUGUAGAAAAUGUUAAUGUUGAUUUCGAUUAAGUUGAUUUUGAAUAAGUUGAUUUUACAAGCUGAUUUUAGGUUUAUGAUGACUGUAAUGGGGAAACAAG